CAGUCUGGGCAGGAUGCGGUUCCUGGUUGCGCUGGUCCUGCUGAGCGUCGCGGUGGCGGGAGUCUCGCCGGCCGGCGAGCUGCAAGUCAGGGCCAGUCCGCCUCCCAGUUCGACGGGAGUAAAGACUGAAGGUCCGCCUACUACUGGAACGUACUCCACCCCGCCCGCCUCGAGCCAGCUGCCUGAGGAAAAACCUACGCAGGGAAAUUCACCCUCUCACAAUCUGUCUUCCACGAACGACAGCUCUAGCACGUCGGGUUCGGGGCGGCCGUCCUCCCAAGGAAACUCCAGCGCGUCGGGUUCGGAAGGGCCGUCCUCCCAAGGAAACUCCAGCGCGUCGGGUUCGGAAGGGCCGUCCUCCCAAGGAAACUCCGGCACGUCUGGUUCGGGGCGGCCGUCCACCCAGGGGGACUCCGGCACGUCGGGUUCGGGGCGGCCGUCCACCCAGGGGGACUCCGGCACGUCGGGUUCGGGGCGGCCGUCCACCCAGGGGGACUCCGGCACGUCGGGUUCGGGGCGGCCGUCCACCCAGGGGGACUCCGGCACGUCGGGUUCGGGGCGGCCGUCCACCCAGGGGGACUCCGGCACGUCGGGUUCGGGGCGGCCGUCCACCCAGGGGGACUCCGGCACGUCGGGUUCGGGGCGGCCGUCCACCCAGGGGGAGUCCGACAAGUUGGAUUCAGAACAGCCUUCCUUAGGAGAAGAUAAGUCUUCAGAGCUUACUGAAGAUAUGGAGCCCAAGGAGGCUGAAGAUGGUGAUACAGGGCCUGAAGAGGGCUCACCACCCAAAGAAGAGAAAGAAAAGAUGUUCGGCCCUGCCUCUGGUGAGAACCGUGAAGGGACACUUUGGGAAUCCAUGAAUAGCGAGAAGGGUGUCCUUUAUAAGGACAAUCCUGGAAGUGCCAGUGCAGAGAGCAGCCACUUCUUUGCAUAUCUGGUAACUGCAGCCAUUGUCGUUGCUGUCCUCUAUAUUGCCUAUCACAACAAGCGCAAGAUUAUUGCUUUUGUCCUGGAAGGGAAAAGAUCCAAAGUCACUCGGCGGCCAAAGGCCAGUGACUACCAGCGUUUGGACCAGAAGCUUUGAUUUUUUGUCCUUGAAAACCUUGUCCUCCCUGCUGAUUUGUUUCUAAAUCAAGAAAAAUGAAGAGAAAAGUACUGUGACCUAAGAAACACUUCUCCUCUGGGGUUUGGUGGCAAGUCUGGGCUAGCAGAGGCAGGGGGGUUGUUUUGAGUUUUGCACUUGCACUUUGGUGACACUGUACUCCUAUGUUUUCUUUAUUUAUGCUGAUGACUUCCCUCCUUUCCUCCCGAGUGUGAGUGGAGAGAGCAUGUGGAAACAUGGCUAUGACCAAAGGGGCAUCCCAGCCCUGGCAGGCUACAUUGCUGAUCACCCUCCCUUGGGCCUUGACUCUAGUAAAGUUUGCCCUUGACUGUGGCAUUGCACUCUCUACAGUUUUAUCUUUGCAGACCUAGGAGACAACUCUGCAGGUAGAGGUGCUUUUCUACUGAGGCCUUUUACUUUGGGGGAAUGUGCCCUGCAAAAGAUGUGGAGGAUGGUGAAAUGUUGAUGGGCAAAAGGUGACUUUGAACACAUAAUCCUCUCCCGAGGCUUCAGCAACAAACAAAAACAGCAGGUUAAAAAAGUGCUUUCUUGCCUGCAAGUCUAACCUGUCUAGCAUGAGUUCCUCAUGUUUUUGAUGUUUCAUAUUACUUGAGACAAAGUGAAUCCACUUCCAUUUGUUUGUACUGAGCAUAAAACUGAACUUAGUUUUUGGAGGUUAAGCCACUGUUCCCAACACAGAUUUUUUUUAAAAAUGGGGUUAUGAUCAUUGAAACUGUGUUUUUUCAUACAGUCAUACUCAAUAGGAACUUUUUGAAAUAGGGCAAUUUCAUGCUUUAUGCAAGAAAACAUGUAGGAGGGUUUUGGUUUUGUUCUACAUUUCAAAAACUUUUAUGAAACAGAUUUUCAAAACCUCCAUUUUGCCUUUGUUGCCUAAGAUAGACUUAACGUUUGGAAACUAACUGUAUUCUCUGACCAUUUUUACCUUAAUCUAUUUAAUGAUCCUCUUAUUUGAUAUAAGAUGCCAAGGUAAUUAGUAAGAAAUUCUUCUAUCCCAAGUUAGGAGUUAAAAGUUCAGUGGGUUCCCCUGCAAUAACUGAGGGUAGUGUCUUGGAUCACAAUGUUGUUUGAAUUUUUAUUUAAAUCUGUUCUAGUCAUGCUACCCUAUUAUAAAGAGCCUAAAGACAGUUGUUUCUGAGCUAAUCUUGGGGAAAUACAAAGAAUGGGGGAGGUGAGGGAAAUAGGUGAAUUCUGUGCUGUUGACGAAGUAAACCUGAAAAAGGGACCAUCCUAAUUGUCUUAUUAUCUUCCACCUUGCUUAAAAUAGCUCAUGGCUUUUCAUGAGUUGAAAUUUUCAUUCUUGGCAGGUAGCCUAGUUUAUGGAGCUAAGGAAUGAAUGCCUACUCUCGUUGGCAUCAUUCUCUCUACUUGUGUACUAGUCUUUUAAAAGAUGAUGACUGGUAAGGGGAUCUUAACCCUUGACUUGGUGUUGUCAGAACCACACUCUCCCAAGUGAGCUAACUGGCCAUCCCUAUAUAGGGAUCCAAACCUGUGGCCUUGGUGUUAUCAGCACCACACUCUCCCAAGUGAAUCAUGGGCUGGUCCUUACUUGUGUACCAGUCUUAUACUACUUUCCUCCAACCUGAGAAAUCUAUCUGGCUCCUCUAGCAUUCCCUAAGACUAUGGUUAUUUUAGUCCUCUCUCUGUCUCCCUUUUCCCUGCCUUUCCCCCUUCUAUUUGUGCCUAUCCACACUAGCAUCUUCUCCUUCCUUCAUGCAUGCUCAGAUUUCCCCUGCUCCCAUCUGUUUAUUUGUUAUUCAUUCCACUGUGAAUUUCUCCAGUUAGUGGUGCUUCCAUUACUGGCCAUUCAUUCUCUUCAUGACCAUUAGGAACUCACUUUGGUCCCUGUCUUUCUACUAUUUUUCCAGUGGUUACCAGUUAUCAGAUCACCCAAUCCAAUGGCUUGUUCUCAAAGCUUAGUUUUGCCCUUGGUAGAAUUGGACACUUGAACAUCCAGAUUGAAAUUCCCCUUUCUUGGUUUGUCUCUGACAAACUGUCCUUUGCUUUAUCCUAUGCUGGUGAGUAAGAGGGCUGUCAAAACCAGGUCUCUAUUGACUGUCUGCUCUGAAAUUCACCCAUUCUUCAUCUUCUGAGUAAGUGACUAACAAGUCUUUCUCCUUGGUGUACUUCCCAGAGAACCCAGUCCUGCUCUUUGCUGAAUAUUUCAGCAUGGUUGUCCUGUUGUGACUAAACUGAAUUCUCUCUUCUACCCAUCAAGCUGUUCUUUGCAACUGCCCAAUUUCUUCAAUUACUUGAACUCCAAACUUAUACCAUUUCUCUCUCAUCACAAAAGUCCUAUCCAUUAAAAAGAAAAGAAAAAUCUCUAGCUAUAAUCUUUCUUUCCAUUUUCCUAGGUUCCCCUGUCCCACACCUUCACCCAUUCCACUUCUCUCCUGGAUUUUUUUUUCCAGGAGCCACUUCAAUUGGUGUACCUGUCCGUCUUCUUGGAAAGAGGAUCAGACAUGGAAAGAUUGACCUUUCCAAAAUGCAUGCCCUGCUCUGAAGCUUAUCUGUACCUCUCAUGGCUUAGAGAAUCCAGUUAUAGACUCUUUGGUGCUCAGGACUCUGACACCUUCCUGCCUUUCUCUGCAUCCCACCCAGGCCAAAGCCCAUUUCUGUUGGGUGCCUGUCUGUGCCUCUGUGCCUUUAUUCUUGCUAUGUCAUUCAUUUUCUGGCUUCCUACGUUUCUUUGGUUAGGUUGUUCUUCUCUCUCUUGCCUUCCCCAAAUCUACGUUUCUUGAGGGCCCAGCUCACGUUUUCCCUUAUACUAUCCAAACUGCCCCACCCCCACUAUUGGUCCUUUCCAUCCUGCUCUACUGGCCCUUGAUAAUGGCACUCAUUCAUUUCGAAACUUCAGCAGUUGGUAUGUAACAUCUGGUCUCCCAAGAAAACUAAGCUCUUGAGGGACAGCCUUUGGCACUGUCUUCAUAUCUGCCUAGGGUAGUAACAUUCCUUAGGGACGUCAGAAGGCGGAGAUAUUUUAUUUCCUCAUGACAUCUGGAUAUAACUUAAAUGAAUGUUCACACAGCUCUUCCUGGCUACUGGUUGCUGUGACCAUAACAUGUUGCAUUUUGCUCUUUAAAAAAGGAGAGCAGAAGGAUUGGUCUCAGGAAUCAAGAGGGUUAGCACCAGGUGGAUGCAUAAGUAUUAUCAAGGAGUCCACAAAGCUUAAUAUUUUGAGCCUCUGAGAAGUAUCAUUUCUUGUGCUAAAAGAGUUCAAUAGAAUUUAAGGUUCACUUUAGAAAUUGCACUAAAGGAAAUAUUGCACAUCCAAGGAAAACUUAUUUUCUGGAUAGUUGUCUUUUUGAAGAUAGAAUAUUUGAAGCAUAUUUUCCUGGAAAAUAUGUGGAUGAGGGUAAGCUGGCUGAAGCAUCUCUCAACAGGCGGGUGGAGGGGGUUGGCAGGAGGGUGGCGUGUGGGAAGUCCAUGGAGCCAUAAGAGGUACCAUAGCAAAGGGUUUCUUGUCUUUCCCCACCUUUUGGUUGAAGGGUGAUUUUUAUUAAGAGGAAUCUGUUUUAGUCAUGACAUUAAUAGAGGAACUUGUUUUCCUGCUACAGGUUACUAAGUAGAAUUAUUUAGACUCCACUUUUGGAUUCUGGAGUCAAAUGGCUCUCUGUCUAGAAAGGAUAAGAUAACUUGCAAGAGCUCACAACUAGCUUUAUAUACUCCGACAUAUUUUACCCAUGAUGGCUUUUAAUGAAACAUUUGGUGAUAGAAUUCUCAGCCUCUAAAAUUCCACUGCUGGUGAUGCUCAUUUCCCUCUGCAGUCCUGUUUCACAGGGUCACUCGAUACAAAACGCUGUAAUGAAAAGGUAGCACGCUGUGCACGUUAUGAGUCGCUGGAACAUGCUCCAGGGUGUGCUGCACACCAGACCCUGUGCUCUGCCAGGCUGUUUUCUGAAAACUCUUUCUGGGAAGGUUGAGUUUGGCAUUGCCUUCCUCAGUUAAGAAUCCUCAGAGGAGAUAUUCAGGUUGAAAUUAACUGGACAUCCAGAGCCAAGAGUGACUCUCAACUCAGCAAUUUUCACAAAUCAGAUAGGAAUUUCCAAAAUAUCCCAAUUUAGAAACCCCUCUGUAAAAGGUUUUGGUCUGAGCUAAGGUUUAGGUAUGACAUUUCAAACUACCAACAAAGCCAGCCCCUCCCACUCUCAUAGAAAGUCUUUCAAUUCCUAAGAUGACCGAGUUCAAAAAAUGUUGAUUACUGAAGUCGUUUCUUUUCUUUUUUCUUUGCACAGUUAGUAGAUUGCCACUGUUUUGCAAUGUUUUGUAUUUUCAGCUUUUGUAACUUAACUAUAAUUACUUAAAUUUAUUUUUUUUAACUUUAUUAUGGUCUAAUGAUAAGUAUUUUUCAGAACAAAUGUUUCACUGAGCUUCUGUACAUGGCAACUCAAUGUGGUUUUGUGUUAUUGAGGAGAAACCAAAAUAAAUUUCAAAUACUAAAGAAUAAAAUC
Molecule: messenger RNA, 5571 nt
Organism: Cynocephalus volans (Philippine flying lemur)
Lineage: Eukaryota; Metazoa; Chordata; Mammalia; Dermoptera; Cynocephalidae
Gene: TGOLN2
Product: trans-golgi network protein 2
Exons: 4
Coding region: 14-1084 (356 amino acids)
Cellular component (GO): endosome; trans-Golgi network; trans-Golgi network transport vesicle
Source: RefSeq, a predicted model, not a curated record